AUGAACUCCUUUUCUAUAUUCUUGGCAUCUGCCCUGGCAGUGCUAGCAGCUGCCGAACCACCAUCUGGAUAUAAUUACCCGCGCGGCGGUGGUGGUGGUGGUGGUGGCGGUGGAUUCGGUGGUGGAUUUAGCAGUGGCGGUGGAGGUGGUGGAUUUAGCAGCGGAGGUGGAGGUGGAUACCAAGCCGUCAGUGGAGGAUUCCAAACAUCCGAAGGACAAAAUGUUGAUCCUCAACUUCUCGAACAAGUGCGCCAGAUUCUUUUGAACGAAGAAAGCAAAUCUGGCGGAGGUGGUGGAGGAGGCGGUGGUGGUGGAUUUGGCGGCGGUGCUCCAUCUGGAUCUUAUGGCCCACCAUCAGGAUCAUACGGCCCACCAUCAACGCAAUAUGGUGCCCCAGGAGGUGGUGGCGGCGGUCGUGUUGUUGGUAUUGAUUUGGAAGGUGUGCGACAAGCUAUUCAAGUAGCACAAUUCGCCCAGACCAGCACACAAGCUGGAGGCGGUGGUGGUGGUGGUGGAUAUCCAAGCGGACCAUCAGGAUCAUAUGGUGCUCCAUCAAGACCAAGUGGAAGUUACGGUGCUCCUUUCUAAGAGGACGCACAGUAAAGCUUAGUCCACACUUUAUUUUAAAAUCUCUUGACUGUUGCCAAAAACUCGAAAUUCACCAAAAUUCACCAACUCAAACGAGCCAUGGUGAAUUUUGUCUAUUCAAUGUUGCAAAGAGACGACAAUACCACAACUUCAGAAAAAAAAAAACGAAACAACACGAAUAUUAAAACGCUUCUCUCUCUCAAAAUAAUAUUGGAUUACCGAAUGAAGAACUCACGCUAAGAUUAUACACACGGAUACACGCGUCUGAUGCCAAGUAACGA
This is a messenger RNA of Episyrphus balteatus (marmalade hoverfly), 869 nucleotides long. RefSeq lists its product as uncharacterized. The record is from RefSeq and is a predicted model, not a curated record. Bases 1 to 588 code for a protein of 195 amino acids. NCBI's taxonomy places the organism in Eukaryota, Metazoa, Arthropoda, Insecta, Diptera, Syrphidae. The transcript has 2 exons.